Messenger RNA from Orussus abietinus, 971 nucleotides. It is a transcript of the gene Nacalpha, whose product is annotated as nascent polypeptide-associated complex subunit alpha. Gene Ontology annotation, biological process: protein targeting to membrane. The transcript is spliced from 6 exons. Gene Ontology annotation, cellular component: cytoplasm; nascent polypeptide-associated complex. The coding region runs from base 127 to 771 and encodes 214 amino acids. The record is from RefSeq and is a predicted model, not a curated record. NCBI's taxonomy places the organism in Eukaryota, Metazoa, Arthropoda, Insecta, Hymenoptera, Orussidae.
UAAAUUUGUUAAAAGGGUGUGCGAUUACGUGUGUGUGUAUUGAGUGUCCAGUCGACGGCAGCCAGAAAUAGGAUUGGAUUCAACUGGGUUUUGGAGCCAACCUCGCAUCAUCCUAGCGUUAAUAAGAUGCCGGAAUUGACAGAACUGGACAAGGCAGCGACCUCCGAACCUACCAAGGUUGAGGCGGCAGCGGCUGGUUCUGGGACCGAUUCCGAUUCCGACGAUACCAUUCCGGAGUUGGAAGAUGCCGGUGCAGGCGGUACCGUCGGAUUCCCUGGGACGACCGUUACCGGUCUCCCCAUUGACAUGGUUUCGAAGGCUAAACAGAGUCGUGGUGAGAAGAAGGCCAGGAAACUCAUGAGUAAACUCGGACUUAAACCGGUACAAGGAGUUAACCGAGUAACAAUACGUAAAUCGAAGAACAUAUUGUUCGUGAUCAAUAAACCAGAUGUUCUGAAAAAUCCGGCUUCGGAUACCUAUAUUGUCUUUGGAGAAGCUAAGAUUGAAGAUUUGAGUCAGCAGGCGCAAGUUGCAGCUGCCGAGAAGUUCAAGGAACCACCAGUUAUACCAGCCACAGAGGCCGGCGGCAGUACAACGGUCGUCGCGCCCAUUCUCGAAGAAUCUGAAGAAGAAGUGGAUGAAACGGGUGUCAGUGGCAAAGACAUAGAUCUUGUCAUGUGUCAGGCUAACGUCACUCGGGGCAAAGCUGUUAAAGCUUUGAAAAAUAACGAUAAUGAUAUCGUUAAUGCGAUCAUGGAGUUGACAAUGUGAUCUCGCCAUAAGGUCACCACUUCGUCAUUGUUGAAUCAGCCAGUCAUUAUACUUUCUUCCGUCAUAUUAUUUCGCUGCAAGGAAUAAUUGAUUACGUGGGAGGGAUCUGCAUUUGAUUAACAUCAUGAUCCAAAUACAAAAUGACAUGUAUAUAUAUAUAAUUCAUACAAAAAGUAAACACAUAUUAAGAAUGCCAAACA